Cavia porcellus (domestic guinea pig) is the source of this 5933-nucleotide messenger RNA. It is a transcript of the gene Rbbp8, whose product is annotated as RB binding protein 8, endonuclease. Gene Ontology annotation, molecular function: damaged DNA binding. Lineage: Eukaryota; Metazoa; Chordata; Mammalia; Rodentia; Caviidae. The transcript has 19 exons. The record is from RefSeq and is a predicted model, not a curated record. Gene Ontology annotation, biological process: DNA double-strand break processing involved in repair via single-strand annealing; DNA repair. Bases 500 to 3202 code for a protein of 900 amino acids.
GAGACGCUGCUAAGCUCAGCGGAAGUACACCGCGCUCGCGUUACCAGAGCGCGCUGGCGGUGCCCUUCUCGCGCAUGCGUCCCGCGCGUCGCGAGCGUUUCCCGCGCUGGUUCCAAAUGCAGCGUUUACGCUCUAGGAAAGGCUGAAGGAGACAGAGUCGCAGUGAGUUCGCUGUUCGUGAGGCGGCGGCUCAUGGGCUCUGUGCGGCCCACUUCCCCACGCGGCUCUGUGGUGUGACAGUUCCUUAGUGUGGCGGAGGGAUGCGCAGCGAUAGGUUAACCUCAGCUUCACAACCCCUGGUGCAGCCGAGAGGCAGGAAGUGCAAGCUGAGGGAGAAAGGCUCAGUGUGAGCAGUGAGUAACGGUCCCCUGUCACAGGCGGCCACAGAGUGCUGGGCCUGCAGGGUACUUCAACCAUUGAAAAACUUCACAUUUAUAUAAUGUAACAGAAGAGUUCUGAACACAUUAAGCAAAUAGAAGUGCAGAGCCUAUUAAACAGGAUGAACAUCUCUGGAAGUGGUUGUGGAAGCCCUAGUUCUGCAGAUGUAUCUAAUGAUUUUAAGGAACUUUGGACCAAACUGAAAGAGUAUCAUGAUAAAGAAGUGCAAGGUUUACAAGUAAAAGUAACCAAACUGAAAAAGGAACGCAUUUUAGAUGCACAAAGACUGGAAGAGUUCUUCACCAAAAAUCAACAGCUGAGAGAACAACAGAAAGUCCUUCAUGAAACUAUUAAAGUUUUAGAAGAUCGGUUACGAGCAGGAUUAUGUGAUCGCUGUGCAGUAACCGAAGAACAUAUGCGGAAAAAGCAGCAAGAGUUUGAAAAUAUCCGACAGCAGAAUCUUAAGCUUAUUACAGAGCUUAUGAAUGAAAAGAAUACUCUUCAAGAAGAAAAUAAGAAGCUUUCUGAACAACUGCAGCAAAAAAUUCAGAAUGGUCAACAGCAUCAAGCAGCUGAGCUUGAAUGUGAGGAAAACGUUAUUCCAGAUUCACCAAUAACAGCCUUUUCAUUUUCUGGCAUUAAUCGGCUACGAAGAAAGGAGAAUCUUCAUGUCCGAUAUGUAGAAAAAACAAAUUCUAAAUUGGAGCAUUCUGUGUGUACAAAUGAAUUAAGAAAAGUUUCCAAGGCUUCAACUCAUUCACAGCAUAGCCCGAAUGAAAAGGAGAUUCUAGUCGCUGACACUUGUGAUCAGAGUGAAGCUCCAGUGGCUAAAAUACGUGGAAUAAGCAGUUGUCCCGUUGAUAAGUCAUCUUUUCAUUUAGCUACAGUUGUUGCUGAAACACUUGGACUUGGUGUUGAAGAGGAAUCUGAAUCUCAAAGUCCCAUGAGCCCUCUUGGUGAUGAGCUCUACCACUCUAUGGAAGGAGAACACAAGAAACAACCUUUUGAGGACUCUAUGAGAAAUACUAAAGAUAGUUUAAGAUUUUCAGAUUCUAUUUCAAAUACUCCACCUCAAGAGGAAUUGACUACUCGGGCAUCAUCUCCUGUGUUUUCGUCUCCUGUGUUUGUACCUACAUCUAAUGUGAAAACUGACUUGGGUUUGAAUACAAGUUUGUCCCCUUCCCUUUUAGACACUGGGAAACAAAACCAUCUCAAAACAGCCCCUUUCAGCAGCACUUCUACUUCUAGAUUAGAGAAAACUAGAUCAAAAUCUGAAGAUAGUGCCCUUUUCACACACCAUAAUCUUGGGUCUGAAGUAAACAAGGCCAUUAGCCAGUUAUCUUCUAGUAAGCAGGUUCUUAAAAGUAUAAGUGAGUCCAUAAAUGAACAGGAUAUUACUGAUCACACUAAAGAUACUGUUACUGAUAAACACAUAGUGUCCCUGAAAUCACUGGGAGGCAGAACAUCCAAAAGGAAGAAAGCUGAGGAAGAAAGUGAACAUGAAAUAAGCUGCCCCCAAACCUCCUUUGAUAAAGAAAAUUCUCUUCCUUUUCCAAUGGAUAAUCAAUUUUCCAUGAAUGGGGACCAUGUAAUGGACAAACCUCUGGAUCUAUCUGAUCGGUUCUCAGCUGUGCAACGUCAAGAGAAAAACCAAGGAAAUGAGACUUCCAGAAAUAGAUUUAAGCAAGUGACUCUUUAUGAAGCUUUUAAACCCAUUCCAAAAGGUUCUUCCACAAGCCGUAAGGCCUUGGAUGAUGGCUGUCUGGUACCCAGAGAUUCCGCAGAGGAGUCCUAUUUACAGGAGUGUGUCCGCCAGACUUUGCACAAAUCCCCUCCAGAUGAUAAAACACCAUUACCUAUAAAAGAAGAAAAUUCCAUCUUCAAAAUCCCUCUACAUCCACAUGAAAGCUUGGAGACAGAGAAUCGUUUUGAUGAUAUGAAGGGUGCUAAUUCUAAUGAGCCAAUCAAAGUAAAAACCAGGUCAGUACAUGGAGGAUGUGAACUUGCAUCAGUUCUUCAGUUAAAUCCCUGCAGAAUUGCCAAAACAAAGCCUAACAAUAACCAAGAUGCAUCAUCCCUUGAAAAUAUUCAGUGGAGUGUAGAUCCAGGAGCAGACCUUUCUCAGUAUAAAAUGGAUAUUACUGUAAUAGAUACUAAGGAUGGUACUCAGUCAAGAUUAGGUGGAGAGACAGUAGACAUGGACUGUACAUUGGUCAGUGAAAGUUUGCUUUUAAAGAUGAAGAAACAAGAGCCAAAAGGAGAAAAAAGUCCAAAUAGAGAAAGAAAGAUGAAUGAUACCUUGGAAGAUAUGUUUGAUCGGACAGCACAUGAAGAAUACGAAUCUUGUUUGGCAGACGGUUUCCCCCAAGUGGUAAAUGAGCUAGAGGAAUUACCUGCUGCCGUAAGGGAACCAAUUGCACAUAAUGAUAAACAUGAUAAAGUCAAGCAGAAAGCAUUUGUGGAACCAUAUUUUAAAGAUAAUGAGAGAGAGACUAGCUUACGAAAUUUUCCUCAUAUUGAGGUGGUUCGGAAAAAAGAAGAGAGAAGAAAAUUGCUUGGGCACACGUGUAAGGAAUGUGAAAUUUAUUACGCAGAUAUGCCUGCUGAAGAAAGAGAAAAGAAAUUGGCUUCCUGCUCAAGACACCGAUUUCGCUAUAUUCCACCCAACACACCAGAGAAUUUCUGGGAAGUUGGUUUUCCUUCCACUCAAACUUGUAUGGAAAGAGGUUACAUUAAGGAGGAUCUUGACCUUUGUCCUCGUCCAAAAAGACGGCAGCCUUACAAUGCAAUGUUUUCUCCAAAAGGCAAGGAGCAGAAGAUAUAAAGGCUGAAGCAGAAACAGAAGGACAGAGUGCAGUUGUUUCUCUUUUUAGUUGUUUAUAGUUGAAGUUGGCAUUAAACAUUGAUAUUUUUUAAUCUUCUGUAAAUUGACUUACAAAUCAGUUUUCUAUUAAAAAUGUUUUUAAAUGGCAUUUACGUACCACACAAAUAAGUAUUUAAAUGUGGAUGUGUUUGUAUUUCCUUGUUAUUGCAUCUUUAAAACAAUAAGGUGCUUUAAUUUUGCACUGUAAUUUAAGAGUUGUUUGUUUACUCUUUUUUGAUAAUUAUAGUUUUGAAAAUAUGGUAGUCGUCUGAUUUGUUUUUGGCAAAUAUUUUUUUUUACUUCAUCUUCUGUAUUUAUGGUUAGUACUGAUUACAUGUUAAUCAUUACAGAUUUUUAUUCUCUUAAUCAUUUGCUCUUCAAUAGGAUACAUCAGUGUCUGACACUUAAGUCUUAAAAAACAAAAUGUUAAAUAUUAAUAGUGUAAACUCUCCAGUUUCUUUCUAUUGUGGGACCGACUUUCUAAGGUGACUAUAUAUCAGUAAACUGCAAAGUGACGUUAUGCCUAAAGCUGAUCGGAAUGUCACAGCUCUUCUCAUGUUCUUUCCAUCGUAUUAUUUUUCUGAUGCAAUCGUCAAGCUGAAUCUGUGGAGUCCUUUUCUGUCCAUGUGUUCGAGUGCAGUUGUUUUCUUUCUCUGGGUUGACUAAUAGCUUCUAAAAUAGAUUUAUUUAUUGAUUAGCAACUUUCUGUUCCUCUAGGACGAGUGCCUGAGUCAUUAAGAUAACUGACCAUGUGCGUCACUUUUUUAGUGGCAUUUUACUUACCAGGGCCUUUUUUGCCUGUCCCUUUAAUCCAUAUCCUUACAGUGUAUAUAACAGGCAUACAAGAAACCCUGAAUGGAAGGACUUGGUAAAUUUGAGUAAUUUUAUAGAUAAAGUCUUCUCAGUUCCUAAAACUUCUUCCUGAGUCUAAUCUUACUGAUCACAGUUCUCUGAGUUUGUGUUCUCAGAGAAUAGGAAGAGAUUCCAGAUGUUUAGUGUCUACUACAUGUCAUACCACUUGCUUGCUUUAUUUGGCUCUCAAUCUAAUUCUAAAUUUUCUGCAACCCUCUUAAGUCUUCUGCUCAGUACUUUUCUUUCCCUCUCAAAUUGUUUAUUCUGUGUUUGAUUUUUGUCCUCAUCUGACAGAUAAAACUAAGGGGAAAAAAAGCUCCUACUAUAUGCUAACAACAGUUAUGCUUUUCACAUAUGUUUUUCUCUUUCAAUCCUCAAAUAAUCCCAUGAACUCGUUACCACUUACUAAUGUUAAACUGCAGGAAAUGGAAUAGAAGAUUAAACCGCAGUGACUUUUUCUCACCCUAGAAGUCUGUAUAUCAGCAGUCCACAGAUGCUGAUGCAGCUCCAUGAUGCCUUUGGAAACCUAGAUUUCUCCUGGCUUUUUGCUCUUCUAUACUUUGCAUAUGACUUUCAUCUUUAUGGCUCAAAAAUAACUGUGCCAUCUCUAGAACCAUGCCCACAUUCUAUGCAAGAAGAAAGGAAAAGGAAAGCAAUGCUAUUUAAUUUUAUACCCUCAAAAAAGUUUCCUAGAAAUCUAUAAUCCCAGCACUAUGGGAGGCUGAAGCAGGAGGAUUGCAAAUUUGAGCCCUGCCCAGGCAAUUUAGCAACAUUUGGUUUCAAAAACAAAAACAUUUAAAAAGUAAUAGGGAUAUAGCUCAGCGUGAAGGCCCUGGAUCCAAUUGCCAGUACUGGAAAGAAAAAAGUUUUUUCCUAGGAAUCCUUACCUUCUCAUGUUCCCUGCAGUCAUUUUGCUACCUCCAGUGGCCAGAAUUGUCACUCUAAUAAUGGCUACAGAUGAAGUUUGAAUACUUCCAGAAUCAGAGUUCAUAUCCACUGUUGUGCAGUGCCUCCGUAUACCAGGAACUUGAGAGGCAUCUGAAUUCGAACAGGAUACAAUAAAAUGUGCUAUUCCAUCUGUGUAUCUUUAGUAGAUUUUGCUUUUUAAAGGGAAGCUUAAGCAGAGAUUGUCUUCCUGAUAGAAGUUUGUCAGCCAUCUAAUUCAUCUGUAAUUAUUAUUUUUAUCUUCACUCACUUUAUGAGAUUCAGUGAACUAGGGCCUCCAUUUUUAUCUGUUGUUGAUUAGCUCUUCCUUUAAAUAAAGAAAUAGAUAAUCAGUGGGUUUGUUUUUCUAAUGCCAGGAAUCUGCCCAAGGCCUUAUUCAUGCUUAUCAAAACGUUACCACCGAGCUACACCCCUGUGCCAACAUAGGCAGUUUUUAAAAACCACUUGAUUUGGAAGGGUGCAUUUAGCAUGCUCACAGGAGGGCUGUAAUUUAUAUUAUGUCUUGCUCUGGGUGACUUGGAACACCAGUGGUACAUGCAUGACUAUACUGCUGCUACCACCAGCGGGGUUCAUGCCAGCCGGAGCAUGUUAGAUGUAAAUGGCAAUUAACGACACAGUGCACUCUCAGACUUUUCUUUUAAAACAUUAUAUAAAAGGGCUUUAUACAUUUGUAAAGUAUUUGUAGAAUAUAGAUGGUUGUAUUUUCUGUCUAGUGUGUAUCAGUCACUGAGUACAUAUAGUUGCAUACAGUGUUAGAUUGUCUGCAAACUUUUUAUAUUGAGCUCUGAUUUAAACUUUACUUGUACAGAACCUAUAUAUCAGCAUGUAACAUUUAAGUAAACACCUUUGCUGCCUUUGAUAAAUAGGUACUCUGAUUAAACCAUCUGAAACCUAA